Molecule: messenger RNA, 585 nt
Organism: Ostreobium quekettii
Lineage: Eukaryota; Viridiplantae; Chlorophyta; Ulvophyceae; Bryopsidales; Ostreobiaceae
Source: the annotation of a GenBank genome assembly
AUGCCCAUACGCCAACGCAUGCCAGCUAAUGUCGGGCAAGGUGAGUGUUGCAUCUGUGUUCUGACUGUUGUGAUCAACUCACAGCUCGGAUACACGGCCCUUUCAAGUGCAUCGGCGAGGGGCCACGACACUACAGUGGAGCUGCUGCUGUCCCGCGCUGCAACUGUGGACAGUAUCGACAAGGAUGGCAACACACCCCUUGCAAAAGCAAUAAAAUUUGGCCACCCAAGCACCGUGGAGCUGCUGCUGAAGCAUGGGGCACGCACGGACGUACCAAACGAGACGGGAGCAACCCCUCUUUUUCAUGUUUGGUCCGAACAGCGGGAAGAGAAGACUGAUGAGCAGACUGCUGCGGAAAUUGUUAGAAUUAUGUUAGACCAUGGCGCUGCUGUGGAAGUUUCAGACAAAGGUGGCAUGACUCCGCUGAUGGCGGCUGCGAAGAGUGGCCACACAUCCGCUGCAGAAUUGCUGCUGGGCAAAGGGGCUUCGGUGGCGUCGACUGACAAGGAAGGAAGAACAGCGGCGCAGUACGCCAGCGCUGGUGGGCAUCACGAGCUGGCAAAGAAGCUGGGCGGCGGUGAUUGA